ACAGUGUCUUUUGAACCGCCAGAGUUUGAGAUUGUUGGUUUUACCAACCACAUUAAUGUGAUCGUGAAAUUUCCAUCUAUUGUUGAGGAAGAAUUACAGUUUGAUUUAUCACUGGUCAUUGAAGAGCAGUCAGAGGGGAUUGUUAAGAAGCAUAAACCCGCAAUAAAAGGAAACAUGAGUGGAAAUUUCACCUAUAUCAUUGACAAGUUAAUUCCAAACACAAACUACUGUGUAUCUGUUUAUUUCGAGCAUAACGAUGAGCAGGCAGUCAUAAAGUCUCCCUUAAAAUGCACCCUCCUUCAACCUGGCCAGGAAUCAGAAUCAGCAGAAUCUGCCAAAGUAGGAGGAAUAAUUACUGUGUUUUUGAUAGCGUUGGUCUUGAUAAGCACCAUAGUGACACUGAAAUGGAUUGGUUAUAUAUGCUUAAGAAACAGCCUCCCCAAAGUCUUGAAUUUUCAUAACUUUUUAGCCUGCCCAUUUCCUAACCUGCCACCGUUGGAAGCCAUGGAUAUAGUGGAGGUCAUUUACAUCAACAGAAAGAAGAAAGUGUGGGAUUAUAAUUAUGAUGAUGAAAGUGACAGCGAUACUGAGGCAGCACUCAGGACAAGUGGCGGUGGCUAUACCAUGCAUGGACUGACUGUCAGGCCCCUGGGUCAGGCCUCCGCCACCUCUACAGAAUCCCAGUUUACAGACCCAGACUCCGAGGAGGAGCCUGACCUGCCUGAGGUUGAUGUGGAGCUCCCCACGACGCCAAAGUGCAGCCCUCAGCAGUUGGAGCUCUUGAGUGCGCCCUGUGAGAGGAGAGAGAGUCCGCUCCAGGACCCCUUUCCCGAAGAGGACUACAGCUCCACUGAGGGGUCGGGGGGCAGAAUUACCUUCAAUGUGGAUUUAAACUCUGUAUUUUUGAGGGUUCUUGAUGACGAGGACAGUGACAACUUAGAAGAAGCCCCUCUGAUGAUGUCAUCUCAUCCAGAAGAGAUGGUUGACCCAGAAGAUCCUGACAAUGUGCAGUCAAGCCAUUUGCUGGCCAGUGGGGAAGGGACACAGCUAACCUUUCCCAGCCCCUCUUCAGAGGGCCUGCAAUCUGAAGAUGCUCCAUCUGAUCAAAGUGAGACUUCUGAGUCAGAUGUUGACCUUGGGGAUGGUUAUAUAAUGAGAUGACUCCAAAACUAUUGAAUGAACUUGGACAGACAAGCACCUAUAGGGUUCUGUCUCCCUGCACCCUAACUUGCUGCCUUAUCAUCUGCAAGUGUUCUCCAAGGGAAGAGGUAGGGAACUGUAGGGUACUCCAUUCUUCCAGGUGGCAUCACCUAUGCAGAUUCCCAGUAUGGGAACCAUAGUAUCAUUGAGUGCAUUGUUUACAUAUUCAAAGUGAUGGACUUUGAAGGAAGCACGUGUGCACCUUCCCUUUACACUAAUGCACUUAAGAUGUUUCUGCAUCAUGUUUACCAGGGAGCAGGGUUCUCUGUGGUUUCAGAGGUGGUCCAGGACCCUAUGAUAUUUCUUUUCUUUUCUCUUUUUUUUUUUUUUUUUUGAGACAGAGUCUCAUUCUGUCACCCAAGCUGGAGCGCAAUGGCGUGAUCUCGGCUCACUGCAACAUCUGCCUCCCGGGUUCAAGUGAUUCUCCUGCCUCAGCCUCCCUCGCGAGUAGCUGGAACUACAGGCGCCCACCACCACACCUGGCAAAUUAUUGUAUUUUUAGUAGAGACGGGAUUUCACCAUGUUGGCCAGGCUGAUCUCUAACUCCUGACCUCAAGUGAUCCACCCUCCUCAGCCUCGAAAAGUGCUGGGAUUACAGGGGUGAGCCGCUGCGCCCAGCUGGCCCUGUGAUAUUUCUGGGAAGUAAAUUGGGCCAGGGUGGGAGCAGUGAAAGAAAAGGAAAAUAGUAGCAAGAGCUGCAAAGCAGGCAGGAAAGGAGGAGGAGAGCCAGGGGAGCCCCUGGAGAGAAGGGGGGCCCUGCACAAGGAAACAGGGAAGAGCCAUCGAAGUUUCAGUCAGUGAGCCGUGGGCAUCUCACCUGUGUCACAUCCUGUCUCCUGCACUUGGAAUUCCACCUUGUCCAGCCCUCCCCAGUUAAAGUGGGGAAAACAGACUCUAGGAUCAGGCACAUGACUAAUACAGAAAGGAAACAUGGCGUUGGGGAGAGGGAUAAAAACCUGAGUGCCAUAUUUUAAG
Messenger RNA from Cercocebus atys (sooty mangabey), 2175 nucleotides. RefSeq names its product interferon (alpha, beta and omega) receptor 2 (gene IFNAR2). The annotation marks the transcript as partial. The transcript is spliced from 4 exons. The record is from RefSeq and is a predicted model, not a curated record. Gene Ontology annotation, molecular function: interleukin-22 receptor activity; protein binding. Lineage: Eukaryota; Metazoa; Chordata; Mammalia; Primates; Cercopithecidae.